CUACAGAUGCGGGGUGGUACAAUGCUGCGAGGUCCUCCUGCACUCAUAGGACGCAUGAAAGCUGAGGAUAGUCGGAGCAAACUGAAUCAAAGUGAGAGUCAAAGUCAGUCUACCUCCCAGAGUGACCAUGAGAGUCCUCCUACUCAUCUGCAUGCCAGUUCUGCUGCUCGCUCAGGGCCAGUACCAUGAACCGUAUCCUUUUUUGGAGGACUAUGGGCCGGAUUAUUUUCCAGAGAGUACAGAUCCUGUGAAUGCUGAAUCUCAUCCUGGAACCUACCAACAGCAGGUCCGACUGGAGCCGGUGGUCCGUCCAGAAAAAUCAGAGUCAGAGCUGGAGACAGAACCCACAGAGCCUGGCCCUCUCGAUUGCAGGGAGGAGCAAUAUCCCUGCACCAGACUCUACUCUGUUCACAGGCCAUGCAAGCAGUGCCUGAACAGCCUCUGCUUCUACAGUUUGCGACGGGUGUACGUCAUCAACAAGGAGGUGUGUGUGAGGACUGUGUGUGCACAUGAAGAACUGCUCAGAGCGGACCUGUGCCGUGAUCAGUUCUCUCGCUGUGGCGUUGCAGCACUGAGCGGUCAGUGUUCAUCAAUAGGAGGAAGCUGCGGAAAGAGCUGUGGUGGCUGCUGAUUGAGUACUGAGAUCAGGGACACUACCUGCCCAAAUACUGCCGCUUUUCUACCACUUGUCCACAUCCCAAACUCAUCUUACUCUGUUCUCUUUCUCCCUCUCCGUUUCUCCUCACUUUUUGCUUUGACUCCUCCUGUAUGAGUCAUUACAACUGUGUGGAAAGCACUUCUACAUUUGAAAUGUGUUCCACUUCUGUUUGUGUUUCACAUGUAUGUCUGCCCUGUAGAUCCUGUGUGUAUGGAUAAAUAUACUCCAAAGAACAUUGAUGAUUGUAUAAAUCACUGGUGCUAUAAAAUCAUCACACUGGUGCUAUAAAAAGUUAACUUUUAUAGAUGCACAUAACUGCGGAAACAUCUUUUCUGUUUUUUUGGGGGGUUUUUGGCAUAUUGUACCAUAUUAAUCUCAUGCUUUGUAUUUGUUAUGUUACUGUACUUGUGUUGAAAAGCAGUCAUUGUCAUGAUGAUCAACUCAUCAAUGGUGGCCACUGUGCACUGACAUCAGAUAAACUAAUUAAUACCCGGUCUCAUCGCUGAAGAUCAUGAGACGUGUGAACAAGCAGGUGGUGAGUGACCUCAGUUUUUGUACUACUGCCACCUGGAUCUGUGCUUAGCAACCAAGCAGCAAGCUUUUAUAAAUAUAUCCCAGUGGCAACAAGUGCUUUGAGAACAGCCUCGGUACUACUGCUUUGUAAAACUGUCACUAUAAAAGACUGAGAAAAAAAAAUAAACUUUUUUUUUUUUUU
Molecule: messenger RNA, 1373 nt
Organism: Scomber japonicus (chub mackerel)
Lineage: Eukaryota; Metazoa; Chordata; Actinopteri; Scombriformes; Scombridae
Gene: mfap2
Product: microfibril associated protein 2
Exons: 9
Coding region: 128-631 (167 amino acids)
Biological process (GO): embryonic eye morphogenesis
Cellular component (GO): microfibril
Source: RefSeq, a predicted model, not a curated record